Messenger RNA from Hydatigera taeniaeformis, 300 nucleotides. The record is from the annotation of a GenBank genome assembly. Lineage: Eukaryota; Metazoa; Platyhelminthes; Cestoda; Cyclophyllidea; Taeniidae.
AUGCAUGCGGAUUUUCACACGGGAUUUCUUGGAGAAAGGCAAGCGGGUAAAUCGACAUGUGGCACAGCUGCUCUCCUACCUCCAGGUCGAGUAGACCGUUUGACAGGUCAAGCAGGAGGAGCAGCCUCGGAGAUUUCCAGGGCUCGCAAUGCAGCUUUGGAGCGAGGCGAAAAACUCAGCCAUUUAGAUGCACAGACCCAAGAAAUGAUGGAACAAUCAAAGAACCUAAGCAAGACCGCGGCUAUGCUGGCGGCAAAAUAUGAGAAGCAUGACAAAUGGUGGGGUGUUUGGCCGCGGUGA